CGAGUGUCCAAGCCUGCCGCGUUGAGUUAAUUUCUUCUCAGUGUAAUUUUUCCACUGCGAACAGUGCCAUUUAAGCAAUUUCCACAGCAGCGAACGCGAGAGCGGGCGGAGUAGAAGAGUAAAAAAAGAGCCACCACAGGAGGGAAAGUUCGAGAGACGGCGAGGAAAAGGGUCGCGCUAAUUCUCUGUUCGAAAUUUGCAGUUGUGUGAAUUUUUCGGGUGUUGCGCAGAACGACACACUUGGAUUUCAGUUGUUUUUUCCGUUUCCCCCCAUUCACACACACAUUGCGUAUUUUUUCCCGUUCUCCCGAACGCGAAAAAGGCGGCCCCCGCGAGUGAGAAAUCGCGCUCCAUCCCAGCAAAUCCAGUGCUCUUGUGUGAUUCACCAGCCAUUUGGGGCGCUCUUCGGCACACGGAACAGACGGAACACGCUACUAAAUCACAAUGAGCUGGCAGGAUUAUGUUGACAACCAGCUUCUGGCUUCCCGGUGCGUUUCCAAAGCGGCCAUUGCUGGUCACGACGGUGGCGUUUGGGCCAAAUCCGACGCAUUUGAGGUGACAAAAGAUGAAAUAUCAAAACUAGUGAAAGGGUUUGAAAGGGAGGAUCUGCUCACAAGCGGCGGUGUCACCUUAGCUGGUCAGCGAUAUAUUUACUUGUCGGGAACCGAUCGAGUCAUACGUGCCAAAUUAGGCAAAGUCGGCGUACAUUGUAUGAAGACGCAGCAAGCGGUGAUAGUUUCAAUCUAUGAGGAUCCUGUUCAACCGCAACAGGCGGCUUCUGUUGUAGAGAAACUUGGUGAUUACUUGAUUACAUGCGGGUACUAAAGAGGUUGAUGUGUGUGUGCUCGAACGAUCAUGUAAUCACAUUUCUCUUCGGCAUUAAUUUGUAUAAGAAUUAAUAAUUAUUAAAGAAGUGGAAAUUAAAAUUAUAUAAAAAUUGAUGAAGAAAAAAGAAUGAUGGAAACAAGAUAAAAACAGCUAUAAAAGGAUAAUGAUAUAAAGAAGAAGAAAAAUAAUGGAAGAGAAGUAAGGAAUAAAUUCAAUACUUUGCGUUUUAGCUGCACUUUUUUUUUUAUUACAAAAUUUAAAAUAGAAUAUUUUGAAUAUGUUCUUUUUGCGAUUAUUCAAGAAGGGUGAAAAAAAAAUCCAGUGGAAAAAUGUAGCGAGAAAUAAAAAGAUCAUUAUGUUAACUAUUUGUCUUACCUUUUCAACAGGAAUUUCUGAAGUCUUUGGCUUUUUUUAGUUCUUCUAACAUGGAAUGGCAUGAAAAAAAAAAUGAUAUUUGAAGAUGCGUUGACAUUUGUAAUUAAACUAAACAAAAAGAAAUUGAGAAAUAGUAAUUUUCUUGCAAUUAAUUAGUUUUACUGAUGAGAACUGGCUUUUAUGCAUUUUGUCUUUUUUUGUUUUACAAUUAUAUAAAAAAAUUGCCUAUGUUUUUUUAACUCUAUUUUUACUCUCUAAAUGGUAAAAUCUUUUGUAUAUUUGAUUUUUCUCGCAAGCACACCUCAAUGUUUUUCUUCUCUUCUUCUCAACAACAGCCCGCGUUCUUUAGCUGUUUCUUUUGUCUCUAUAUUUAAAUGUAGGAAAUAAUAAACAAAAAGUGAAGAAAAAACACUUAUCAUUCUUAUAAAUCAUAUUGCGCAAAGUAAAGAGAAAAACAGUGAGUAAGAAAGUAAUGUCAUAAAAUCACAUCAUUUCAGAGGAAAAAGAAAGAAUAUAAUUAUGUGGAGAAUUUUUUGCGGAAAUAAUUAAAUAAAAAUAUGAGAAAUCAAGUGAAUAUAAUUUUCUCUCAGUUUUCAUCUUAAUCACACGCGCUGCAAAAGCUGCGAUUUGAUGUCUUGAUAUCGAGAAGGAAUUUUCUUGGCGAACAGUAAAUUUUUCUAAGGAUAAAGAGAGAAAGUUCAUUUUUUCUAUUACUCUUAGUAGGUGUAGUAUUUUUAUCAGAUAUUUAAUGAAGGAGGAAAUUGAGAAAAAAGAGGAUGAGAAGUAAUAAAGAAAUGAUGAGAAUUAUUCUGACGAUGAAAAAGAAAUAAUAUUGUAAUUUCUGUGUUGUGACUAAAGGCAAAACAAAAAAAAAGUGGGAUAAAGCUUUUUCUUUUGCGUCUUCGGAAAGAUUUAGAAAGUAAAGUAAGACACACUUUGUAAAAUCUCGUCAAAAUAAUAUUCCUUCAUCUUCCAAAUUCACUGACAUUUUUUUUUUUAAUCUUUUGGUGAGAUUUGAUGUGAAUAUUUGUAGAGAUGAGUAUAAAAAAAAGGUGAAGAAAAGAAGGAUUUGUGAUGAUGAGAAGAGAGUCAUGUUUUUUUUUUUGGUGUAAGAGGAAGAAAAUAGCAAUUUUUAAGCAGUAUUUCAUAAAAAUUUUUCUUCAACACCUUUUCUCCUUUUUAAUUUUUCGACUUAUGCGCAACAAGAAAAUAAGCUGAUAAAAUAUUGCAAGAAUAUGAGUAGAAAAGCCAUUUUUGCUGAUAUUUUUGAAAUAUCCAAUGACUUUGUAAUAGUAAAGCAUAAAAGAAGGAUGAAGAAAAAAAAAACAA
Messenger RNA from Phlebotomus argentipes, 2532 nucleotides. It is a transcript of the gene chic, whose product is annotated as profilin. The record is from RefSeq and is a predicted model, not a curated record. Gene Ontology annotation, cellular component: cell cortex. Gene Ontology annotation, molecular function: actin monomer binding. The coding region runs from base 445 to 825 and encodes 126 amino acids. The transcript has 4 exons. Lineage: Eukaryota; Metazoa; Arthropoda; Insecta; Diptera; Psychodidae.